Folsomia candida is the source of this 1757-nucleotide messenger RNA. Its product is annotated as beta-1,4-galactosyltransferase galt-1. Lineage: Eukaryota; Metazoa; Arthropoda; Collembola; Entomobryomorpha; Isotomidae. The record is from RefSeq and is a predicted model, not a curated record. Bases 169 to 1725 code for a protein of 518 amino acids. The transcript has 5 exons.
UUUAAUAUUCAUUUUAGGAAACGUUUAAUAAUUUGUAAUACUCAUUAAAAAUUUUAGUGAUUAGUUUUAGUGAUUAGUAAUAAUGUUUACUAUUUUUUAAAUAAUCCAUAAAACUAACUUUAUAAUUAUACAAACUUUCUACUUCGUAUUUCUCCACAUUUUUCUAAAAUGCCUAAAAUUGCGUAUCACCAACUUCCAGUAAUUGAGCAGUUUCAAAGUGAAAGUGAAAGUGGUUCAUCUUUACAAAACCUCAAAGUGAAAGCGAAUAAGUGGUGUUACUUUCUCUCGUGUAAAAUUAACGUGCGAUUAACCCUGAUAAUUUGUUUCUCCUUCGUGCUCGCCUAUUUCGUCGUGCUCGUCGUGUUUUCGAAGGAUUAUCGAAUCCUAAACGGGACUCGGAGACGGUGGCAACUUGUCCGAAAUCAAGUCAGGCACUCGUUUGGGUGGGGCGGCCCGGUGAAAUAUUUUGGAAAUAGUAGGAAUCUCAGCAGUAAUCAAAAUGUGGACGACUGGAAAUUGGUGCCUGGUGGUGGGAGUGGUGACCAGUAUUUCGUAUAUUCAGCAUACAUCGAUAAAGACGGGAAUAAUCGCAGCAUUCUCAGAAUUAUAGCAAUUGCACCGUCGUAUUCCACGCAUAAAUUUGAAUGCUAUCUAAAAGACGAGGAUGAAAAUACUUACGCCAUUGUUCCAGGUCACGUUGAGACCGGAAAGACGUAUAUCGAUACGGAAUACAGUGCCGCCUUCAUAAUUUGUUCCCUCUACUUGACCAUAUCUUCCCUACCAGAGCCAAAAUACGUGACGCUUUCACCCGGUGAAAGUUCUCAACAAGAAGACGACCAAGAACCGCCCACGUUGCGAAUAUAUCAAAAUCUUAACCGUAUCAAACAUCAAUUUGGUGUUUGCGUCCAACCAAUUUUUUCAUACGAUGACACCCCACGUUUUGUGCAGUGGAUGGAAUACAACAUUUUGAUGGGGGCGACGCACUUCACAUUUUACAAUAUUUCGAUUGGACCGAGUGUUUCGUGCGUUUUAGAAGAGUACAAAAAUUCGGAUAAUGGAAUCCAGGUCGAAGUCUUGCCCUGGUCGUCCCCCAUCCAGGAUGACGACCUGCUCCACAACAAUGACCAGUACGGCCAAGCGAGCGAAUGCGUUUUUCGAUCCCGGGGAAAAAUCGAGCAUCUCUUAAUGAUCGAUUUGGACGAGUAUAUCGUUCCAAGUUUUCCGGAUCGGGUGCAAAAUUAUGGGGAACUUUACAUCGAAAUUAGUGCCCAGGCAAAGCUAGGGUUGCCCGAGGGCAAGGACGCCGUCCAGUUUGGAUUUGCCAACGGAAUUUUCGAUCUCGACUGUGAUAACGGAACUGAAAAAGGAGAAAAAAAUGAAAAUGAGGGGAUUAUGUCGGUACAAGAUUUAAUCAUUUAUCGAAGAAUUACGAGGCCAAAGGCGGUCGAUUAUGGGCAGAUGAAAUUUAUAACCACGCCGAACCUCGUGAUUGAGCCAGGAAUUCACAACUUGGCAAAUUCUGUGGAUGAGAAAUAUGUCGAGUUUCAAGUCAAACCUGACCUCGCGUAUUUGCAUCAUUACAAAGGAAAUGGAGCCAAUAAUGACAAGUGUCAGAAUCCGGACGGAGUUGAUCAAAGUGGGCAAUUUUAUGCGGAUAAAUUACUUCCCUUGGUUAAUAGCAGGAUGCAAUAUGUUCAGAAAUAUUGCAAGUUUAAGAACAAUUAGGACAAAUUGUUAAAUUUAAAAAAAUAAGAUAA